Molecule: messenger RNA, 2235 nt
Organism: Miscanthus lutarioriparius
Lineage: Eukaryota; Viridiplantae; Streptophyta; Magnoliopsida; Poales; Poaceae
Source: the annotation of a GenBank genome assembly
AUGGCGGAGCAGGACGGCGCCGCGGGGCAGAGCCCGCCCGACUCCGUUCCGGGGGGUGGUGCUGAAAAUGGGGAUCAGAAUACUAAGCAGCAUCAACCAUUUUUCUCGAUGUGCCAGCCACUUCGCACUGUUAGCUACUCGAAUUCGUGGGAUAGGUUUUGUGCUCCUGCUGCCAAUGAAAAUGACCACACUAGUGGCUUGAACUCAACGGCGGAUGAACAGAACCUAACCGCAUCUGCCCCCGUUGGAAGCAAACAACCACAACCUGAGGGCAUAUCUGGUACAUUGGAAAGGGAAGAUAAUUCAUGUUCACCACAUCCAAUCAAUAAGGAAGUCAGUUUGGUGCAAGAUGUCAUGAAAAUGGAACAAUCAAUGGAUGGAAUUGAUGUGCCACAUGGAGGAACAAGUGAGCAGCCAGAGCCCCUUGGCACAGAGCAGCCCGAUUCAUUUGAUGAAAUCGACUUAUGGGGUGUCCAAGAUAAUCAGCAAGUGUUACCCCUUAACAGCAAGCAAUGCAACUCUAAUAUUGGUGAAACUUGUGAUGCUGAAGAUAUGCAUUUUCCUUUGUCCGUAUCUUAUAGAAGGCAACCUAAAUCUGUGGGAGCUGGUCUUAGCAAUAUGGGGAACACAUGCUUCCUAAAUGCAACUCUCCAGUGUAUCACUCACACUGUACCACUUUUUCUCAAGCUUCGCUCUACUGAUCAUUUCACUCCAUGCUCAUAUAAUAAGGAUGGGUUCUGUUCUUUCUGUGCCCUUAAAGAACAUGUUGAUGAAUCAAUUCGAAGGUCUGGAUCUGUUAUAGCUCCAACAAAGUUCAGAGAUAGUUUAAGAAAGUUAUCUUCGGAAUUUAGACCAGGACAGCAAGAAGAUGCACAUGAAUUCCUACGUUGCUUGCUCGAUAACUUGCAUAAGUGUACUCUUGAUCCCAAGUCAAAGGGCAAGAGCUCAUCCUUUGACGAAGAAAGUAUAGUCAAGGAGAUUUUUGGAGGACAACUGAAAAGCCAUUUAUGUUGCUGCGAGUGUGGUCACAGCUCAGAGACAUUUGAGCCCAUCCUGGAUCUAAGCUUGGAGAUUGAUCAGGUCGAUCACCUGGUAGACGCUUUGCAAUCUUUUACCAAGGUAGAGCAGAUUGGGGACUCUGAAAACAAGCUCACCUGUGAAAGUUGCAAUGCUCAAGUUUGUAAGAACAAGCAGCUUACACUUCAUAGAGCACCGGAUGUUGUUGCAUUUCAUCUCAAGCGUUUUACAACCCUUGACAAUUCUGUUGAGAAGAUUGACAAACAUGUGGUGUACCCUCUGGAGGUUGAUUUGAAGCCAUUCCACAGCAGCCCAGACACUGCGGGGGAGCUGAAAUAUGAUCUUUAUGGUGUUGUUGAGCAUUCUGGAUUACCCAACUAUGGCCAUUAUGUCUGCACCAUUCGUUCUUCACCAAGCACAUGGUACUUAAUGAAUGACUCCAAUGUUGAUUCUAUUACUGGUUCAAGUGCAUUAAACCAGGAAGCAUAUAUUCUGUUCUAUGUUAGGCAGGGCAAAUUUCCAUGGUUCUCGAGUUUGCUAGAUGGCAAGGAUGCCCUACAAGCUGAGAAUACCUGUGGCACAUCUCCUGUGUCAGUUUUGGAAAAUAUAGAUGCAAACUGUUCAACUUCUGGAGGAGGCAGUAGCAGUAGUUUUGAUGAUAAGUUAGAGAAAAAUGAAACCAGCCAAUUAGAGGAGAUAGAGAACGAUGAAACGAGUCGGUGCAAAACAUCAUUCCUUCCUGAGAAGCCAUCUAAGAGAAGUUCACUUGGUGCUUCCAACAGCAAUGAAACAAUAGAUGAAAAUAAUCCAUCCAGGGCUUCUCUCCAAAAUGAUGCGCCUAGAUGUCUCCGCAGUCUAGAAACUACCAAUCUGGAUAAGCCCUCUACUCCACGGUGCUCCAAACGACUGUCACUGUCCUCUGAUAAUGAGUCUAGAGUGUUUGAGUUUGAGGACUUUGAUGAGGAAGAGGAGACUUUACUUCCAAACUUGAAAUUUCAACCGAAGGCGAAGAAAGCUAAGGCUGCAUCUGCAUCUAAAGCUGUGAAGGAUCCUUGCAUUGAUCAGAAUGCAUUACAUUUGAUGAGGGGCAUGACAUCCACACGAAGAAAAGGUUUAAUGGACUGCAUAACACAGCAAAAUGCAAAGCACGAGUCUCGCAGAUGCCCUGCAAGUGACCCUCUGGACAAGAAGAAAAGAAAGCUGGUUCUUCAGUACUAG